Molecule: messenger RNA, 2856 nt
Organism: Mytilinidion resinicola
Lineage: Eukaryota; Fungi; Ascomycota; Dothideomycetes; Mytilinidiales; Mytilinidiaceae
Exons: 7
Coding region: 1-2856 (951 amino acids)
Source: RefSeq, a predicted model, not a curated record
AUGGAAAUCCUGACAUUCGCUCUUUUUGCGGGAUGGGUUGGGCUGGUGAGGGGGGCGACUGAAUCAUCGAGUUCAGCAGCGAAUAGUACUGCUUUUACUUCGUCAUCUACGAAUAGAGUAGCUGCAUUUAUAUUGAAUGGUAUCGGAGAGACUGGGACGAGCUCGAGCGCAUCUCCGACGGUCGUUUCUACGGAGUCAAGCAACUCCGUUUCAGCUAGCACGGCGAUUAGUUCUACCUCCUUCUCUGAUAGUGCUGUCUCGAGUUCUUCGUUCACAGCUACCUUGAGUCAACAGUCGUAUGUAAAUCCAUGGGUGGGUAAUUAUAGUGGGACGGUUGCUCCAAGUGGAACUGGAAGCCUCUACGCGGCACAAUGUCAAAAUGAAUGGUAUAGUGUGAGCUCAUUCAGCGACUACUUGACGACCGCAAACUCUAGCACUAUUUGGACCACAGAAACAAUUCGUUCCGUAACAGUGACCGAGGUCCAUACGUAUUAUACCACUUCUAAAUACACCCUUUGCGAUGGCCACCCUCGAUUCAUCUCGUCGGCUCCAACAGCAACAUCUACAACUUUACUCCCGCCCUCGACUACCUCAUGGUAUGCCCUCGUGGUCGGCCUAGCUACAACGCUACAACCUAAUUGCUCCAUCAAUUUCGAUGACUGCGCGCCUUUAUGGUCGACAUAUGACUCUGCGUCCAGCGUCUAUGCCACACAGUCGUUUCCAGCCUCAACCACAGUCGUUUCCCUAGCUCCGGGCGCUUCUUUCGUUGUUAUUGCCGGAACGACAACUUCUUUCCCGUCUCCGGUCACCGCACAACCAACGAUCACAAUAGGGACCGAGGAUAUCGAGAUGUAUGGUGUCGGAACAUCCUGGACUUGGUAUAUUAGGACUACUCCGCUGCCCGGAGGAUUUCUAGGGGGAGGCCUUGUGCUUACUCCUGGUGGAGUGGCUACGAUUAGCCAUAGUGUUAGCACGGUUAUACCCCCAUAUAAGCCUCAUUGCAACACCGAUGCUCCAACUUGCACUCCCGGCGCAGCCUGCACAAUUGGCGGAGGAGAUGUCCGCCUCUUCUACUUCCCGCCACAGACAAAUGUGUCUAGAGACAUGUGCGCCACCGCACCAGUUGGUAGUGGAGUCCCGGGGAACCAGCCUCCUACUAAUAACACUUGGACCCCUAUUACUACAGGCCCAUAUACCGUUCUGCCAGGCAACACGACCUGGUUCUCUGGAAAUGUAUACGUCUCGCUACAAACCAUUGGGGCUCAUUGCUCAUGGUCGAGCCAGUACCUGCCAGUCGGCCAGCCCGGAUACGAGGGCGAAGUACUAACACUGGCGCCCUCGGAUGUUUUCAGUCUACGCGCUACCCCCUACUCACAGUCUGGUGGAGAAUCCGGCGUCGACUACGGAGGAACCCAGUGGCCGUUCAACUACGCUGACCUCCAGGAGCCAGUCCCGUGGUCUGCGUGGGAUGGGUUGAACGACUGCGUUUUCAGCAGGUGCACAGAGAUAUCGGGCUCGUAUAAUCCGGUGCUUGCUGUCCCAGCUGCUGUGAGGAGUUUGGACCCGCGGUGGGCGUCGUGCGACCUAAACUUGGAUGGGCUCUAUGACCCUCCAUGGGCAGUAAGCUCCGUAGGCAACUUCUUCCCUUCCACAACCACAAAAGACCCUGGAUCUCCUUCAGCAACCCCUGGACCCGGCCCUCCACAAUCCGUCAACGUACCCACCAACACACCUCCCAAACCCCCCUCCUCUCUUGGCGGCAUUGCGCUCCCCUCCUCCAUCGAUCCCAGCAACGGCGGCAACCCAAGCGAUCCAGGCGACCCAGGCACACCAUCCAACACGCCCCAACCAGGCGUCCCCCAACCUCACUCCUCCGCCGCCGCCGGCAUCCCUCCCGUCACCACGCCCAACAACCCUUCAGAUCCGGGAGGGAACAACAGCCCUCCCCCCUUGGGCCCCACAACCAUCACCACCAUCGGCGGCCAACCCAUCGUCGGCGACCCCGGCACUCCAGGCGUCAUCACCAUCGGCGGCACCACCACGCUCGCCCCUGGGGACCCAGGCACCGUGAUAUCCGGCACCUCCCUCUCCGUCCCCGACCCUAGCCACGUCGUCGUCGGCGGCACCACCCUCACUAUCCCCUCCGCUACCCCUGCCCCCGCGGCACCCCCUCUCAGCGUCGGCGGCUCGCCUCUCCUCACCAACCCCUCAGAUCCAGGCACCGUCGUCGUCGGCGGGACGACCCUCUCCGCCGGCGGGCCGGGGGCUGUGAUCAGCGGCACGAGCAUCAGCGUGCUCGAUCCAGGCCAUAUCAUCCUCAGCGGGCCCGCCGGUGUCUCGACCCUCGCUCUCCUCACACCACCACCCUCCUCUACACCCACCGGCGCCAUCAUCACCGCUCCAAACGGCGCCGUCUUCACAGCCACGUCUCUCGGCAACAGCGUCGUCAUCGCCGGCACUACCCUCUCCGUCGGUAGCCCCGCACUCACCCUCCCGGGCGGAUUGGUGAUCUCAGAUUCCCCCAGCGGUCUGAUCGUCGGGUCGUCGACCAUCCCGUUCAGCGCGCUGCCUGUGCCCACAGAAGAUGCGGUUAUCACGCUCGGGGGGCAGGUGUACACGGCUACGGAACUGCCGGGGGGGAGUGUGAUGGUUGCGGGGACGACGCUGUGGGCGGGUGGGCCGGCAGCGACGAUUGCGGGGACGGUGGUUAGUGAGGCGAGGACGGGGUUAGUGGUUGGGGGGGCGACGGUCCCGUUUGAGACAGUGGCGGGGGCGAGUGCGACGGGGGAGGGGCAGGCGCAGUUUACGGGAGGAGUGGGGAGGAGGGGGUUAUCCUACUACCCUCGAGGAACAUAA